AUAUAUUGUUUUACAUGAAAUACUUUCAGGAGUUGCUUUCCUAACCGGCCUCUUUUGCGAAUGUUAUUAUACAUAAAUAUCUUUAUAUUAUAUUUAUAUUUUUAUAUGCUUAUAUUUUUUUUAUAUUUUCAAAUGUUUACUAUUUCAUAGUACUUGGAUAGAUGGCAGUUGAGAUGCCUGUCUGAUUUCUUUCGGCUUCAUGACCAUCUACUUUUUCCAUAAACACAGUCUAAUUUUUAAGUACAGGGAGCACAACAAAGGCGCGACGCGACGCAAUCUAUUACGCAUGUGUAUGACGGUUACUUUGUUUUCAAACUGUAAUAACAAGAGUAGAGAGGUUAUUUGUGCUUGGUUCAAUCAUAAAUUGCGGGAAGAAAGUUGGAGGUUUACAAUAAUUAUAUUUACGAGAUAGCUAAGCAGAAAAAUCUAAUUAUACGCAUUACACAUUUACGAAAAUGUCCGGCAUAUUUAAUUUGUUGGGUGGGAUCGCUGAACCUGAUAAAGACCAAGCGAUAAAGCCCAUGGCACGAUCUAAAACAUCUCACGAGAUUAGACCGAAUUCAUUGAAAGCCAUGGGAAGUACAAAGCUGAAAGGUCUAUCAAUGAGAUCUAACUCUGACAUGAAUAUGUCCCAAAGUGUACAUCCUACCACCAUAAAGAAAGACACAUUUGGUAAUAAAGAACAGAAUUUCUUAAAACCUAAGGUUACACAAGUAGAUAGCAGUGGGUGUCCAAUAUCUCCAGGAACAGAAGCAAAGAGAUUAGCAUCUUCCAAGUUUAAAGAGUAUACUUCAAAGAAAGAAACUACAACUAAGAAAGUGCCAUUGAGCGAUGAUAAUGUUUUUAAGGAACCAAUGCAUUUUAAGAAGAGUAAUGAAAAGUUUCUCGAACCAGAAGAAUUAGCACCUUGGAAUAAUGAUCAACAUGAAUUUGAUUAUGGAUACAUUGAUGCAAUAGAUAAAGAAUUUAUAAAUCUGCUCCAGAAGAGAGAAGAAAACAUAAAAACUCGACAAGAAAAAAUGUUUAUAUCAGAAAUAUCAAAUUUUGAAGACAUCCCAGAUUUCUCAGACCUAUGUAUCCCGGAUGUAUUUUGGACACACCCAUUGAUGAAGUAUACAACGAUAUUUUGUCUCCUGAUUUGCCCGAAAUGUCUGACAUAUCUGAGAUAUCCGAAACAUCUGAUGAUGACUACUAAAUGUACUACUAAUUACAGCAUAAAUUAACUUAAGCAAACUCGUGAA
Molecule: messenger RNA, 1241 nt
Organism: Ooceraea biroi (clonal raider ant)
Lineage: Eukaryota; Metazoa; Arthropoda; Insecta; Hymenoptera; Formicidae
Source: RefSeq, a predicted model, not a curated record